Molecule: messenger RNA, 1032 nt
Organism: Debaryomyces hansenii CBS767
Lineage: Eukaryota; Fungi; Ascomycota; Pichiomycetes; Serinales; Debaryomycetaceae
Product: DEHA2B16434p
Exons: 1
Coding region: 1-1032 (343 amino acids)
Molecular function (GO): O-methyltransferase activity
Source: RefSeq, a predicted model, not a curated record
AUGACAGGACUUGGUGUGCCAGGCGUUUUUAAAUUAGUUAUGGGAAAAUGGUUUUCUCGGAUAACAUAUACGGGUGUAUUAUUAGGAGUAUUUGAGCAAUUAUCCACGACGGAACCACAACUGGCCGAGCAGGUGUCUCAUGAAAUUAAGGUACAUACUGAUACUCUAUAUAGACUCCUUCGAGCACUAUCAUUUAUAGGUCUAGUUGAAGAAAAUGGCGACCAUAAGUUUCUCUUAAAUGAAGAUGGGACAGUUUUACGUAAAGAUCACCCAAUGUCUUUAAGAGGAUUUUUUUUAUUCGAGGAAAGUGCAGAACACUUUGUUUGCUGGAAGCACCUACCAGACUUUGUUAAGGAAGGACCCACAAGGACUGCCUUUGAGAUAGAAUUUGGAAAACCUGUUUUUGAUUAUAUGGAUGGAAAUCCAAAAUAUGCUACAUUAUUUGGAAAUGCGAUGGAUUCUAUUUCUUAUAAGGAAAUUGAGGGUAUUGUUAAGGUUUUGAAAGAAGGAAAAUAUUUGGAGAAGGCUGAUGUUGUUUGUGAUAUUGGGGGCAGUAGCGGGUAUUUUCUUGACCUCGUUUUAAAGACGGUGGCCAGACCCGAUGCGAAAGGAAUUGUAAGCGAUACUGCAACUGUUAUUAAAGAUGUCGAAUCUAAAGGUAAAGAUGCUGCACUACUGAAGUCCCUAUCUUUUGCAGAGAUUGACAUGUUUAAGAAGGCUGUGCCUGCAGAUGUCUACUUUGUAAAACAUAUUCUUCAUGACUGGCCUGAUAACAAGUGCAUAGAAAUUUUAAGACUGGCUAAGGAGGUUGCAAGACCUGGUGCUAAAUUCAUUGCUUGUGAAGCAGUAAUCCCAGAACCAAAUGUGCCGGGCCUUUCCAAAGUAUUGGAUAUUCAAAUGAUGCUCAUGUGUUGCGGUCGUCAAAGAACAGAAGAGGAAUUCAAAAGACUUUAUGAAGCAUCAGGAUGGAAAGUUGAAGUUGUUGAACCUUGUGGGGACGAUUUCAUUUCUUUAGUAAUAGGAGCCCUUUGA